Messenger RNA from Plectropomus leopardus (leopard coralgrouper), 9040 nucleotides. RefSeq lists its product as uncharacterized. Gene Ontology annotation, biological process: regulation of transcription by RNA polymerase II. Lineage: Eukaryota; Metazoa; Chordata; Actinopteri; Perciformes; Serranidae. Gene Ontology annotation, cellular component: nucleus. Gene Ontology annotation, molecular function: transcription cis-regulatory region binding. The record is from RefSeq and is a predicted model, not a curated record.
GUGACGGCGAGUCCCGGCGGUGUAACCGGAGAGGGGCCUCAGAGAGGGAAUGCAGGACUGCAAUGGAGCACAAUGCAAUACAGUGGUUGGGUGCCCCCUCCUGCCAGCGAGGCAGCUACGCCUUCUAUAAGUCGGUGAGCAGCAGAGCUCAACCCGAGGGGCCCGUCCAGAUAUGGAAACUCGGGGAGUUUUACUUUAUCCGCUGUGGACCCCAGGAUCCUGUGUGCAUCGCAGAGGUGACCUUACUGUGGGAGGACCAGACACGGCGCCACCUGCUGGCCAGCGCCAGACUCUACUUCCUGCCUGAGGACACGCCAAAGGGCCGGACCAGUGAGCAUGGAGAGGAUGAGGUUCUGGCUGUGUCCAGAAAGAUGGUGGUGCGGGUUGAGGACCUGGCACGAUGGGCAUGUGCAGAGCCGGCAGGUUGGAGUAGCAGCCUGAAGCUGCUGCCCAGCGGGACCAACGGCCUCCAUAAACCCCUACAGAGCAGCGACAGUAACAGCAUCAGUAACAGUGACAGCAACAGUGACAAGAGCAGCGAACCUGUCAAAGUCAAAACUGAAAACAACUUUUCGGACCAUCAGAGCAUCAAAGUGCUCAGCUACCCGCAGUACUGCCGCUUUCGCUCCCUGCAGAGACGCAUCCAGGAUGGAGCGAGGGGGCCGGGGCUGCAGGACCCCCACCUGCUGGCCCUGGGAGGCGUCAAAGUGCUCCCCAACACCCGACUGAUGUACUGCAGGGACACCUUCAACCACCCAACGCUGGAGACCAGCGCCAGCUUCGCUUGGCAGUUCAGAUGUCCGUCUCUCAGUCUUCGAGGGCGACCUCGUAAGAGGAGAGGCAGAGAUGGCAAAGACUCUCCGACCUCCAGCCAGUCAGAGUCCUGGAUCGAGAGGAUGAAGGAGAACGUGAUGGGCAGCGUGGAGGUCGGCUGUGAGGGCAGCUGGCUCCCUCACCCUGAAGAGCAGCUGUUUCUGGACCAGCUCUUCACCUACAUGGAGCGCCUCGGCUCGCCCAUCCAUAAAGUCCCCAACUUGGGCUUUAAGAAAAUUGACCUCUUCCUCAUGUACUCUGUGGUGAAGCGGCUCGGAGGCUACAAGAAGGUGACAGUGGACCGUCUCUGGAAAGUAGUUUAUAAUGAGCUGGGAGGAUGCCCCGGCAGCACCAGUGCUGCUACCUGCACCAGGAGACACUAUGAGAGGUUGAUGCUUCCCUAUGAAGAGCACCUCAGAGCAGGAGGAGCAGAGUUCAAAAUCCCUGAAUCCCCCAUGCCUCCAAAACCCAGAGGGAUAAGAGGAAGGAAACCACUUCAGAGAGGCAGAAAACCAGGACUCAAAGCCAAGGACAAGAAGAUGACAACCCCUGCUGGUUCCUCUCAUGCUAUCGUUAACCCGAAUGGCACCGUAGUGGUGAAGAGAGGGCGAGGCCGGCCGCCAGGCACACGCAACAAGGCCACGCUGAUCGCUCAGGCGAAGCUGCUGGCUCAGCAGCAGGCUAAAGCCAAAGCAGCAGCCGAGACUCAGCAGCAGAGUCCUCUGCUUCCAGUCAGAAGUGCAGGCGGACCGGCCCCCAGCAGCACACACAGGCCUGUCCAGCCGGCUAUACUUCCUGUCAACAUGCCCCUCACUCCGGAUCUCUCCCCCAUGUCCGCCCCCUUCCUCCCCUUCCAGCCCAAACCAAAGGAGCUGAAGCCGGACAGAGGGGAGUCCGUGGCUCCUGCCCCAAGUGUGCUCCUCUCCACUCUGCCUCGCCACUUUGUGGGAGGAUCUCUGGGCGGCUUCAGCCCCAUCAAAGGCGUCUGUCCUCUGGAUGUCUUCAGGAACCGCAUCAGCCUCCAGAGAGGCCCGGAGAGCCCGGCCCUGACGCCUCAGGACUCGACCCAGCACCACCAUGCAACCAUCUACACCCUGCAGCCAAAAAGUGGAAGCCAGGAAACGUCUCAUCCCAGCGGAGACCAGCCUCAGCCUCAGCCCCACCUGCUCCACCAGCAGCACAACCGCUGCUCGGGGUGUACCGUGGACGAGGCUGCCCAGAGAGGAGGCGGGCGGGACGCCAGGAACCGGCCUCCUUUGCCCCCUCUCCGGGUGCUGCCUUUGAACCUGGACUGCAGCGUUCAGGUGUGCCAGCUGAUGAGGACUCGCCUGGGUUCGUCUCAGUUCCAGACCUUCACCCGCCGACUGUCUGAGGCUCUGUCCCAGGACCUGAGCACCAAGCCCCCGUGCUCCCCCAUCACUCCUCCCCCCGAGCAGGCGCUGCCUCUCAACCUCAGCAAACGCUUCACGACUAAGAGACCCAGCACAGAGGGACCAGAGCCGAGUCUGGCAACCAUCAAUGGGAACACAGAUCAGCCGCCAUCCAAAAGACCCAGACCGGAGCAGGCCGAGGACUUCAGCCUGGGGGGGCGGUCCAGCACUGUAGGAAACGGAGGAGGAGGAGGAGCAGAGCAGGAUGUGGAGAUGAAGAACCAGGAGGAACCCGCAGACCUGAGCUCCCCCAGCAGGAUCAGGGCCUUCCUGCUCGGGCUGCCACCCUUCCAGGUGAAAUUCGAGGAGGAUCUGAACGGAACGAGGUUUGGGAAAUUUCUUCCUCCAGGGUCUCUGGCUGAACCCCAGAGGACUGAGACAGAGACCGGAGUGGCGAUAAAGAAAGAAGUAAAGAAGGAGGAGGAGGUGGUUGAAAUAGAGCGAUGUGAAACUGAGAGAAGCAACAAACUACAGAAGUCGGAGCAGGAGGAGAAAGAUCCUGCCCACCUCUCUGGUCCCGGUCCGGCUGAGCUGAAGAGAACCGGGCCCUCAAACACUGACACACACUGUUUUUAGCAUUAUUCCCUCUGUUGAUAAUAGCAUUUUGUCAUCAGAAAACUGUUGGAUGAAUCUGGGAUUUGGCGGUUUCGGAACAUGGAAAGCCGUGGGGCUUGGUGUUGGUUUUGGACGCCGGAUGAUUCGGUGGUUGAUCCAGCUCAGGUUAACGCCUGAACACGUGGAGCAGGGAUGUGUCUUUGCUUUAUGUCUGAAAACAAUUUAACUCAAACCUUCUGUUCGUUUUGCCAUUUUUGUCUCUUUGUUGUUAUUUCCUGUUUUGUAUUCCUGGAUUUCGAUCAUGUCGUUGAUUGAACUUUGCAUAGGAGUGAUGAUGCUGAGACUCAUGACAAUCACAAAUCGGUUUCUCCUCCUUUCUCUGUUAAUUUCUGUCUCUUAAAGGUUAAAAAGAAACAGAGGAAUGAGACUGUGACUCUUUAACAAACACUGCCAUAACCCUCCAUAACACUAUUAACUCCACUAUUCAAUGUUACGGUGAAAUAUUGAAUAAGAUCCAUAUUACUUAAAAAUAAAAAUCAAUUCUAUCUAUGGGUGAUGCUAUGCAUCAAGACUUCAUAAAUAAGCAUCUAGAGUGUACUGUAGUUUGGUAGUUUCAUUUUUAAAUUGUACUCUACUUCUGUAGAGAGAUAGUUAUUUUCUGAUAAAGUGUCUAGAUGUUAUCUGGAGCUCCUCGGUCUUCACAUUAUAGCUCGUUAAGUGAAGCCUUUCUAUAGUCCUGCUCGUUAGCUAAAAUUAUAUAAACUUCUUACACAUAUGUGCCUUAAAAUAGCCUGCGAUCUGUUUCAUCGCUGGCUUCAAAAACAUUCAGUUAAAGAGAUACCUUGAUGUUGGACCUGUUUAGUUUCUCUUCACUCCUCAGUAGGGCUGGGCUUGGAUACAAAACCCAAGUUUCUGCUUCCGAAAUAUAAACAAAGCUUCAAACAAAAGCAGCCAAAGUUGUAAAAUUCUAAAUAUUAUCAGCUUUCUGAAGUAAACAGCCUAAAACUGGUUAAAAAAAAAAGAAAAGAAAAUAGGUUUAAAAUCAAGUGUACAAAUCUGACCGCACAUUAGUUGCCAGCUGUCUCUCUGAUGUUCGUUACCGAGCCCUGCUGUUUGCAUGUAAAGACCACUGUGGCCACAGGAUAUCAACAGGAGAAAGAAUUAUGUUUAGAGAUCAAACAUAAACAUGUUGUCCAAACAUUCAGACUACCUCAGGUUUUUGUUGUUUUUUUUUCGCUCCAGGGGAGUGGAGCGUACCAUCAUGCAUUCUGGAAGAUGGCAGGGUUGGAUGCUGGUCCAUAAACACAGACAGACUUAGAUUUCCUCUUGAUUUAAAGGAUAACUCUGGUGUUUUUUUCCUGAUAUUAUCAAUAUUAUUUACUACUAUGUUUAAUUCUACAUUUGCACUUGGCCCUGGUGUUGAUAAGCGCUCUCCUUAUCUUCAUUCAGGCAUGAUUGUGAUUGGAUCUAAACUUAGUUGCAGAGUAGGAAGGCAGGUGGUGGAUUUAUGCACAGCAUUAGCAAGAAAACAUGGCGAUAGGUGACUUUUCAACUUGAUAGGGAUUUUUUUUUCUUAUGGCAAUAGUUUGACAUUUUGGGAAAUGCACAGUUCGCUUCUAGUAUCAACUUCCGUGAUUUCCAGCCAAAAUAAUAGUCUGACACAUUACCCCCUGCAGAACUUUGCUUUUAAAUGUCAGUUUCUGUACAGAUUAAACAAAUAAGGUUGUUUCAUUUUCAUCUGCAAAGUUUAGAGGUGUAUUCUUACCAGUUAACUACCAGCUUACCACAACAAUGUUGUGUUGUGACGUUAUGAGACUGUGUGUGUGUGUAUUUUAUAAUGGCAAAGUGUGAUCCUGUUUUAGUGGGAACUACCACAGAAGUGGUUUGGAGUACUUUGCCAGAUGUUUAUAUAUCCGCCUGUCUGUCUGUGAACAGAUUUUGUCGUGAGAUAGUCACAAUACAAAAUGCAGUCAUGAAACUUUAACAGAUGUGUAGCUGGGAUAAAAAUGUAGGCUGAGUUCUACGAUGUGUGGAUCAGUGGAGUAGGGAGAAGAAGCGAUUCUUUGGAGAACAAUACGAUAUUUGCUGAUUCUGCCAUGAUACAACUUUUAGGGAAUUCAGGGGACUGUGAUCGAUAUGAGACAAUAUCACAUGCCCAUUGAACACAAUUGGUUGCAAAGCAGCUUAUCAACUGCAAAUGCUCUGCCUGUUGACCCUCAUUUUCUCCACAAUCCAAAAUAUUUCCACGUGGCUGAUUCAUUCUGGAGUAAAUGACAUUAUCCUCAUUAUCAUCUAUUUCUCGGCAACCUGCUGUUGUCAUUGAAUUUCAAAAUAAUUAUCUUAUAUUAGAUAAUAGGGAUCAAUAUUUUUGCUUCACAUCAGUGUAUUUGGAUAGUUCAGCAUUGAAUUGAUGCAUUGAUCAAGAUUGAUGGAUCGUCACGCACCUAGUAGAAAGAAGGAAAGGUGUCAUUGGUCCAUUUUACCUUUCUUUUAUUUGCAGAUCGCUGCUGGAGUGAUACCAUUGCAGCAUCUUUGAGCGAAGCUCACCUAAUUUCACAUUUACUGUACCAACAGGAGAGUGGUAUCAACUUGCUUCCCAAAAUGUCAAACUAUUGCCUUAAGAAUAGCUGGAAUCUGAUCAUAUUCUGACUGUUAAAAUGAAUUUUUCCUGAAGACAUCCAGCUGCAGAUCGUUUGUUAAUGCCAGCUGAAAGUAAAAACUCAAACUUGCAGCAUUUAUUGUUUCACCAAAGAACGUGUUGCCGUUUCCCCACAUUAAACCAAUCCGCUGCUCCACACGGCUUUAUCCUCUUCUUCAUCUAAAGUGCCAAAACAAAACACCAACUCCAUAUUGGGACAAAACCUUUUGUAGCAAAAAAAAAAGAGUAAAAUGUCAAGGUAUCCCUUUAAUCGCAGCCUUUUCUUCUUCGACUCGUCCCUUUUUGUUUCAGAUUUGCACACCUACUGUACCCAUGUGCUUCAUUUAUUUUCCAUAUUUAUAUUUGCCAUGUUUAUUUUUCCUUCUGCCAACAUUUUGUUAUUUUUAGUAGUGGAAUCAGCUACGACACCGAAAUAAGUGGUGCUCUUUAUUCUUAGUUAUGUAGCCAUAUUGUUGUAUUUUUUUAUUGAUAAAGCUGCAAAUUCUUUUCAUCUCAGCAAGUCAUUAAAUCUUGACUUCAGCCUCAAACAGCUUUGAGAUCAAUUUUCUCACAGCAGAUUUAUUUGUUAGGAGAGUUUUAAGACAAUAUCUUAAAAGAACUGAAUUAAAAGAGAACGUGACUUGUUAUGAAAAUAUUUGCAGUUUUUUUCGGAUUUAUUUUGACUGUUUGGCUUUGUGUGAGACAGAUAUGAAUUGUUGAAUGAAUGCAUGAGUAGAGAAAUGUAUACUCAGUAGUUCUUAGCUGGGCAGAUGCACCAAAGCACAUGUAACUCCACCAGAAAUCCCCAGACCUGCGUAACCUUUCUAUAGCAUUUAUCAUCAUGUUAAAGUCAGAGUUAUUAUUAGUGUUCUGGGAUAUUAUAAGUCAUUAUUUUACUGCGCUGGCAGUUCAUCCUGUUUGCUUUAAGAAAUGUCACUUUUCACAGUAAUGUCUGUUUUUUCCCUUCACUUGAGGUGAAAAAUGAGCAGUAACAAGAGGAAGAUGGUGAAAUGCAUCUUCCUUCUUUGUGAUUAUUUCUUGAAAACAAUCAAUGCAGUAAGAUUUGGAAUUUCUCACAGCAAGUCUGAUAAUCUUACUACAGGAUUAAUGUAUAGUUUGUGUGUCGCUCUGCUUCAUUCACUCUGUAAACCUUUAUUUAUUAAGGCAUGGUGUUUCUGAGCGUGCUCGAGCGUUCACACUCGAGCAGUAAAUGUCUCGGUGUGCUUCGUGGAACGAGUUCGUACAGCGGCAGCUAAAGCUAAAAGUGUUUGUUGCUAUUUUGAGCGGCCACGCUCAAUAAUGGGGUAAAAAAUCGAUUAGUAGGCUAAUGUGUCACCAGCAACGAUGAGUAACGGCAUGUUUGUUUCGUUCUCAUAACUUUACACAUUUUCUGAGUCUUGUAGUCUUGACGGUAAAAUGGCACGCACUUUUAGACAGUCUGUGCUCAAAGACACUAGUGGCGUUGCACUCAGUCUUACAUAAGAUGAGUGAUAGAUGUAGGGAGUUUGAGUUUAAGCUGCACCCAUUUUCACAUCUCCAUAAGCCUUACCAAUCACUGCACAAAUGGUGUUUGGCUUUUGGAUUGUCAGUUUUUGAACAUGGGAAUAAAUAUCGGAUACAGUCCCUGGACUAGGGAUGUUAGUAAUGAACCUUUAAUAUUUUGAAUUUUGACUCUGCCUCCUCUCUAUGGCGGCAGUCUUCUCACCCCUUCGAGUUAGGCGUAAACACUUUUGCCUUCGGAUGACAGACUGUACGAACUUGUUCAUUUCAAGUUCAAUACUCUCACACACUGGGAGCCUCCCAGUCAAACCACAGCUUCACUGGACCAGUUUUUUCUCAGUUCUCAGUUUGACAUUUGUUGCCUUAGUUAGUUUUAUUUUAUGUCCUGCAUGUUAAUUUUUAUGUUAAUGACAACAUGCCACCUCCGCCUGGUGUGUCAUUCAAAGUGGAGACCUUGUAGUUAUCAGUUAAAGGAGAGUCUAAUAGUUUUUCUUCUUCUUUGGUUAUUUAAGCUUUAGUUUGUAAAGGUUUCUUUAGGUAUAAUUUCUUUUUUUUCCUUUGAUAAAGUUAAAGAUUUAAAUGUUUACAUUUGUUAUGCAUGUUCAAACAGAUCUGUUAUAUCCAGUGUUUUGCACACUACUUCAUCAGUCUUGAACGGCACUGCUCAUUAAUGUAAAGUACUUAAAAAUUAAGUGCCUGAUACUUAAAGGUGAAAAUCGGACUUGAUACUUGUAAGCAAAUGAACGUAAAAUUUGCUCAUUAGCCUUCAUGCCAUUGACUUGAACAACGGCGCCUGUUGUCGUUUGAUGUUUUCUCAAUCCUGUGUUUUAAAGCACCAGAGGAGAUUAUCUCAUUAAAGGCGACAGCAGGACGCUCGCUCGGCUCCGUGGCGUCUGUCAGAGCAAACUGGACCUACAGGACUCGACACCUAGUGGCCAUCAGAGCGCUCGGUGAUGUGAUUCAUCCGGUGAGCAACAUUCAUGAAGAUAAAUGAUCAAAUUAAAGGUGCCACAUGUGACUUUCUAACAUCUGUUAGUUGUUUGAAAACAGGAGAAGGGCGCUGUCCCAUUUCUGAAGAAAAAAACAUACAGAAGAAGAAUACCUUUGUGGUGUGUCCUCUUAAAUCAGUAGUAUCAGGAAGACUCACUACUACUUGCAGAAAAAACAAAAUAAAAUUAGAUCUUUUGUUAUUGAUUGAUUUUUUUUUUUGACUGUAGAACAUUAUAAAAUAGCAGAAACCAAUAAAAGUCCUAAAUUGCAUCGUUAAAUGUCAUUUUGUUCGGCCAUCAGUCCAAAACCCAAAUGUAUUUAGUUUACUAACAUACAGGUGAAGAAAUCCAGCAUGUUUCCUCAUUUAAGAAGCUGAAAUCAGCAAUUUUUAAAAUAUUUUUUGUUGGUAUUUAAUUGACUAAUUGAUUAAUUAACUAACUGUCCCAGCUCUGGAAACGUCACAUAUUUGAAAAGAAUCUGUUGGCCAAUCGAGUUUAAUGUCUCUAGUUGCUGGUCGUAAACUUGACUUUGAAGUGACGGUUGGAGCGAGAAAAAGAGGCAGCAGAAGGGCUUUUGGGAAAUGAUAUCUGAAUUUUGAGAAAGAACAGCAGUAAACGUGAACCGGACUUCCCACCAUGUAAAAGUGAUUUGUCGAUGUUAAAAUGCUGCAUGUGGCACCUUUUAAAAACUGUUGGAUGUUCAGCACCAAUGAAUGUUUCAGUCACAUCCUCCUGUGAUCUCACUUUAUCACUUGACACCAUUUCCUCUUCUUGUGUUUUUGUCGUUUUGUUUCCCUCCUCGAAACAAAAGAUCAACUUUAAAAGCAGAAGUCGGUCACAUGCUCUUUUCUUAACAAACUGUGUUCAACUUUUGAAGAGAACUGACGCUUACUGGUAUGAUCGCAGUCUAAUGGCCGCUGAGGCGUUUGACUUGACCUGUUGAUUGACUCUCUGUGUUCUUGCAUAUGUGUGAUUUGAUAAUUGCAGAUCUGCAGUACAAACUCCAGUUCCUUUUUUUUUUUUUUAGUUUCUAUAAGCGGUAACCGGUUGGCAGUGUCAGGUACCAUUCCAUUUUAACACUGUAUAUUUAUAAUAAAAGUAAUCUGUUAAUAAAA